Molecule: messenger RNA, 2617 nt
Organism: Dermacentor andersoni
Lineage: Eukaryota; Metazoa; Arthropoda; Arachnida; Ixodida; Ixodidae
Product: transmembrane protein 198
Cellular component (GO): plasma membrane
Source: RefSeq, a predicted model, not a curated record
CGCGCCGCGGCGACGGCAGCGCGUCCUCCGAUCGUUCGCUCGCGUCCGCUGUCGCUGACGCGAGCGCGCAUACACACUCCAGCAGAGGGGCCGCGCCGCGUUUACUUUCGGCCGAACCGUCGACCGGCGCAGUUGCGCUUGUGAGGCCAGCAAGCAACGCGUCGGCCAACGCUGUCGGCCUCCCCUUUGUUGGGAUUCUCGUCUCCAACGGACCGGUGGAAGCACCGCGACUGCGGCGAGCCGUCGUCGUUUCGCUGGGCGUGUAUCGAACUUGCCGUGUCUCGUCUCCGUGGCCAAUGAGCAGAGGAUCUCCGCGACUUCGCUGUCCGUUCAAGAGCGGACGUCGACCAUCGACCGUCGAUCGGUCCGGUACCGCCUUGGCACCGGGGCCUCCGGAGCAGGCAUGACCCCUGCCUGCUGCGAGCCCGCGCUUUGGAGGUUCUGAGCGCGACCUGUCCGCCUACCAGCGUCUCUGCUGUUUAGGUGUGUGCCAAAGCUGUCUCCCUCUAAAAGGACUCCUCCAGCCCAACAAUGCAGGACCAGUUCUUCGACCAUGGGCGAGACACCAACUCAUCUGAGACUUUGGACUGUGAAGAAUUCACCUUUGAUUAUGACAUUCCAGUGGCUAUACUGUGCGGCAUGUACAUGGUGUUUGGUGUUGUCUACACACUGUAUGGGUAUCGCUGCUUCAAGGCUGUGAUGUUCCUGACGGGCUUCCUCUUUGGCUCCUUUGUGGUGUUCAAGAUCUGCACUGUGGAGAGCCUCCUGCCAACAGCAGGCAAUGCAGGCGUCUCUCUCGGUGCUGGCUUGCUGUUUGGCCUCAUCACCAUGCUGGUGCAGCAUGCGGGCCUUUUCCUGACCGGCUUCCACACGGGGCUGUUUGCAGGCUUUGGUAGCAUAGCCCUAAUGCGGAUCUGGUACACGCCGUCCACAGUGUGGCUGACUGUUGGUAUCCUCCUCGCCUGCAGCAUCCUGGGUGCUGUGCUCAACCUCUUCUGGCAGAAAGCCCUGACAAUUCUAGGCACGAGCGUGUAUGGAGGUGCCAUGAUGGUGGUAGGCUCAGACUACUUUGUGAGUCGGUCACGCCUGACAGACUGGUCCCUGGGUGUGAUCCUACUCAAGCCCCCUCUGCCGCUGUGCUGGUUUUCCUGGCUCAUACUGGCGCUGUGGCCACUGCUCAUCGUCAUCGGAGUGAUCACCCAGUGGCGGCUCACUGGCCGUGGCACCUACCACUCUGACAUUGGGCCAUCCCGAAGGUCUCGUCAACUCAACCUACAGAGAAUAAGGCAAGAAGAAUCCCGCGCAGAGCAACGACAGCGCAAAUACCGAUACUUGUACCAGGUGCGGACUGCUCACGGAGAUGUCAUCUCCCAGAGCUACAUCCAGAGCCUGCAGAAGAAGGUGUGCCCACCACCUGACGACAGCCUCUCAAUGCUCCACUCCGACCUGACGCAUCUCACAAUGCUCAACCCUUCGGAGAGCACAGCCACCACACUGAGCCAAGUGACUUGAGAACGACCUUCAUCGCCUCUACAAAGGUACGGAAGCAAGCAAGCCGUGGGACACGAGCAGGGUUGGCUGUCCAGAGGGACACAAGCCACGGACGACAAGGAGCGAACUUCUUGUUCGAACGUUUUGUGUUCGUUGACGUGCAGAGCAGGUGUUCAGUUGUCGUCCUCAGCUGGGACAGACCCGAGGAGCCUUGAGGCAAAUGGUAACAACUCCAACUGAGUGUGGGAAGGACAACUAACCUGCUCCAGUGUUGUGGUGAGAAGCUGUGUCGUGGAGGUUCUUUCGAGACAAGCAGGUUAAUAUGGUAACACAAGGUGUUUCCAUAGCAGUGACAUUUUCAGUCUUAAAAGCUUCUCUCCCAAUCCACUGUUGGAGUGCAAUGUAGAAAGAAAGUGGUGCUGAGUGUUGAAUAGAUGCGGCAGCUUAAGCCGCACUUUUUUUUUAGUCGUUUGUUACAGCAAGCAAAUAUUCAUGAAUGGUCUUUUGAGGGUGUUUUAAGCUGAUGUAGACAUGGCAGAGAAGUCAGAGGUGCAGUCUUGGAUGCGUUUCACAAGCCAUGCUGGAAGUUGCUGGGGCACAAAGUAUUUCUCAUCUAUCGCAUGACUUUUUCCAGUGCGCAGAGAGAGUGAGGCAUUUCUCAUGCUCAAGAGCUUAGCGCAGGCCCGGUGCUGUUGAGUUGAUGUUUGGAAUGUGGUCUAAUAAAGGACUGUUUGGUGUACAUAGUUACGGACAGAGACUAAUGUGAAUAUGUUUCACUUGUGAUACGUGGGAGAAAAGGACAAGUACAGUUUUUUCUCUUUCCUUAGCAGUCGUAGCGUGUGGCACAACUUUGUAGUGUUCAGUGACUGCCAAAACUACAGACACUAAAAACAGUAUUGUGUACUCUCUGAUAACAAAACACUAAAUGCCAUGUUCACACAUUCAAGGCAUGGGUGUAUAAUAAUAGGUAGUCAUUACAUUAUCUCUUCACCUGGAGUGUACUCAGCCCUGAUACACGGGACUCAUUGUGCACAUCUGAGAACGUCCAAGUUUUUUUCAUUGUUGUUGCUGUACUCCACUGUACAUAUCAUAUGCUGCAGGACAUUAAAAUGAUUGUUUAUGACCA